This is a messenger RNA of Nyctereutes procyonoides (raccoon dog), 961 nucleotides long. RefSeq names its product apolipoprotein D (gene APOD). Gene Ontology annotation, molecular function: cholesterol binding. The record is from RefSeq and is a predicted model, not a curated record. NCBI's taxonomy places the organism in Eukaryota, Metazoa, Chordata, Mammalia, Carnivora, Canidae. The coding region runs from base 102 to 719 and encodes 205 amino acids. Gene Ontology annotation, biological process: tissue regeneration; lipid transport; brain development. The transcript is spliced from 5 exons.
AGGGGGUGUGGCAUGCAUUAAAAUUAAACAUCAAUGACCCCACGAAGCUUAUAAAGAAGCUUGGGAAAAGCCAGUCAACAAAAGAAGGCAUCCUCGUUUGGAUGAGUUUGCAUGUGGAAACUGCCUUCAUCUUGACAAAAAAGCCAAGGAUGCUGACGGCGCUGCUGCUGCUCCCCGCGCUGGCCGGCCUCUUCCCCGCCGCGGACGGACAGGCCUUCCACCUGGGGAGAUGCCCGACGCCGCCGGUGCAGGAGAACUUCGAUGUGCACAAGUAUCUUGGACGAUGGUACGAAAUUGAGAAGAUCCCAGUGAGCUUUGAGAAGGGAAGUUGCAUCCAAGCCAACUAUUCGCUAAUGGAAAACGGAAACAUCAAAGUGAUAAACCAGGAGUUGAGAGCUGAUGGCACCGUGAAUCAAAUCGAAGGCGAAGCCACCCAGGGCAACCUUACGGAGCCUGCCAAGCUGGGAGUUAAGUUUUUCUGGUUGAUGCCAUCAGCUCCAUACUGGGUCCUGGCCACCGACUACGAGAACUACGCCCUCGUGUACUCCUGCACCACAAUCGUCUGGCUUUUUCACAUGGAUCAUGUUUGGAUCUUGGGAAGAAACCCUUAUCUGCCUCCAGAAACAGUGACCUAUCUGAAAGAUAUCCUGACCUCUAAUGACAUUGACAUCGAGAAAAUGACUAUCACAGAUCAGGUGAACUGCCCCGAGUCGCUGUGAGAGGCUCGAGGGGGAACCCGCGUUCACUCCACGUUACUUCUUUUGCUUUGCUUCCCCCCCUCCACCCCCCAUAAAGACAGACCAACCAAGGCAAACCGUUGCAAACACCGAAGGGAAAUUGGGCAGCAGAAGCCCAUGGAGAGAGAGUCAAGGAAAGUUGGCCCAAACACUUAGCCAUGCACCACCCUGUUACCCUGCCCAUCUAAUAAUAAACUUGUUGCUGACCUGCUGUGCUCACAGUA